GACAGCAGACAAACUCCACACACACUCCAGGAGAGGCCGGCUGGGCUGGGUCUGUAGUUCCGUUUCCCCUCCGCCAUAACGGACUCAUCCCGGGGCCGCGGAGACACCACUAAAGUUGCAUUGUAAAUAGUUACGGUCACGUUUUUACCUGUUAUAUGUGUUACACCUGGACCACCACAUUACCACAGAAUAGAGGAGGAACUUCAACUGGAUUUACACACGUUUUCCGGACCGUCGAGGAUCGUCCGGGACUAAAGUUCUGAUCAAGUUGAGCCUCCGGUAUCCCUCGGUGCUUCCUCUCUGCUCUGCUGUCAUCACCUCCUCCUGCAGUGCAUGAGCACAGCCGUGCUUCAUGCCGAUGUGAGCGCAGCCUCGCUCCCUCUCUGUGUGUCGCCCUCCUCUUCCUCGCCUGCUGCUCUCUCUGCUCCGUGAGCCUCACUGCCACUUUGAGCGAUGUGUGAUAACGGAGACCCCGAGGACAAACCCCCCGCCCCCCCGGUCAGGAUGAGCAGCACCAUCUUCAGCACCGGCUCCAGCAAAGACUCGCUCUCAGCCAAUCACAGCUCCAAACCUCUGCCGUCUGUGCCCGAGGAGAGGAAACCUCGCAACAAGAUCAUCUCAAUCUUCUCCGGGGCAGAAAAAGGUGGUAGAAAGAAAGAUAGAGACAAAGAACGACCAGAGAUCUCACCGCCGUCAGACUUUGAACACACCAUUCAUGUUGGCUUCGAUGCUGUCACCGGAGAGUUCACUGGCAUGCCGGAGCAAUGGGCCCGACUACUGCAGACCUCAAACAUCACCAAGUCCGAGCAGAAGAAGAACCCACAAGCCGUGCUCGACGUUCUCAAGUUCUAUGACUCGACAGGAAACGGCCGACAGAAGUACCUCAGCUUCUCAUCCUCAGAAAAAGACGCGUUCAGUCCCGGCCCUCAGUCUCCGGUUAAGAAAGGAACUGAGCCGUCUUCUCCAAACAUCAAAGCUAUCGAUGAUGAUGACGAUGAUGAAGCUCCUCCUCCCAUCGUGGCGCCGAGACCAGAACACACAAAGAGUGUGUACACUCGCUCUGUCAUCGAUCCUCUCCCCGCUCCGAGCACCGGCGUGGACGGAGACGUCGCCUCUAAGGCGGCGGACAGACAGAAGAAGAAGGGGAAGAUGACGGACGAAGAGAUCAUGGACAAACUGAGAACCAUCGUCAGCAUCGGAGACCCCAAGAAGAAAUACACCAGAUAUGAGAAGAUUGGUCAGGGGGCGUCAGGAACCGUUUUCACAGCCAUCGAUGUCGCCACGGGACAAGAGGUGGCCAUUAAACAGAUUAACCUCCAGAAACAGCCGAAGAAGGAGCUGAUCAUCAACGAGAUCCUGGUGAUGAAGGAACUGAAGAACCCGAACAUCGUCAACUUCUUAGACAGUUUCCUAAUGGGGGAGGAGCUGUUUGUGGUGAUGGAGUACCUGGCUGGAGGCUCACUGACAGACGUGGUCACAGAGACCUGCAUGGACGAGGCUCAGAUAGCUGCUGUCUGCAGAGAGUGUUUACAGGCGCUGGAGUUCCUGCACGCGAACCAAGUCAUUCACAGAGACAUUAAGAGUGACAACGUCUUACUGGGGAUGGACGGCUCCGUCAAACUGACCGACUUUGGCUUCUGCGCCCAGAUCACUCCCGAGCAGAGCAAACGCAGCACCAUGGUGGGCACGCCGUACUGGAUGGCUCCUGAGGUGGUGACCAGGAAGGCGUACGGGCCCAAAGUGGACAUCUGGUCUCUGGGAAUCAUGGCCAUCGAGAUGGUGGAAGGAGAACCUCCGUACCUGAACGAGAACCCGCUACGAGCGUUGUACCUGAUCGCCACCAACGGCACCCCUGAGCUCCAGAACCCUGAAAAGCUGUCUCCCGUCUUCAGAGAUUUCCUCAACCGUUGUUUGGAGAUGGAUGUAGAGAAACGAGGCGGAGGAAAAGAGCUGCUGCAGCAUCCGUUCCUGAAGCUGGCGAAACCGCUGUCCAGCCUCACGCCGCUCAUCCUGGCAGCCAAGGAGGCCAUGAAGGGCAACCGUUAGAGGACGAGACGCGCCCCCCCCCUGCCUCCCCAUGCUGUGCACUGAUGAUGACGUGCCAACCUUUUAGAUUUUCGUGCCAGACAAUAGGCUGAGAGCGACUCUCCGCUCUCGACGCAGCAGCCUUAUCAGCCCUGACAAACCUCACUGUGAAGAAGACCAAAAAUCUAGAGCACAACUCCACCGCUGUCCACGUGAACUCUACCCUCUCUCAGACGUCAGAAGACAAGUCAAACUAAAGUGCUUAGUGUGCGAGUCCGGCGUAGUUGUUUUAUAAACAGAUCUCUGGUGACACGUCGGGGCUAGGCUUGUAUUUAACUUGGAAUGAAGAAGAUGCCUAGUUCUGUUUAGUCUUUUUUUAAUCAACUGCCUUAAAAACAAAUGCAAAAUGUUGCCUAAUGUAUUGUUGAUUUGUGUCGAUGUUUCUGUUCCCAUGAUUUUUACUACCUUUGUAAUUUCAGCUCGUCAGUGUCUUAGUUAUUUUGAUACUUGAAUUUCAUACGUGUCCCCUCCUCCUUACGUAGCUCCUUCAGUGAACACUCGUCGAUAUUUCUACAUGUUUUAUGGACAUUUUUCUCUUACCAGUUUUAUAGGAAAUAUUUCAGUGCAUUCGUCAUCAUAAACAUGUGCUGAGAUGGUGUCAGUGUUUGACCUGACAGACCUACUGUACCAGCUCUCCCCCACCUGUUUUCAUUAGUCUCCUGAUACCAGAGGUGCACCUUACAGGCAAAUUAAGAUGUUAGAUGACAGGGUUUAUACUUUCUUCUCUAUUGUUGUUAUUAAAAAUGAGUAUUGUAUGUCCAACUCUGUCCUUUGUGUUCUUCUGGACUAAACAAAUGCGCUUUCCCUGAUGUGUAUAUUGUGUACUUAAUAAGUUUGAGAAAAGAAAACACGGCCGUAUCAUCGUGGUUAGCCGUCGAAGGCUCGUAAAGACAAUUUGAUGCCUGUUUUUUUGUCUCUCCUGGACGACUAACAACCUUGUCUGCACACUCAAAUAAAUGCGACUGUUUGUUUUUUUGUGA
Messenger RNA from Notolabrus celidotus (New Zealand spotty), 3065 nucleotides. RefSeq names its product p21 protein (Cdc42/Rac)-activated kinase 2b (gene pak2b). The transcript has 15 exons. The record is from RefSeq and is a predicted model, not a curated record. NCBI's taxonomy places the organism in Eukaryota, Metazoa, Chordata, Actinopteri, Labriformes, Labridae. Bases 454 to 2046 code for a protein of 530 amino acids. Gene Ontology annotation, biological process: regulation of axonogenesis; intracellular signal transduction; regulation of MAPK cascade. Gene Ontology annotation, molecular function: ATP binding; protein serine/threonine kinase activity. Gene Ontology annotation, cellular component: cytoplasm.